Molecule: messenger RNA, 1047 nt
Organism: Sesamum indicum (sesame)
Lineage: Eukaryota; Viridiplantae; Streptophyta; Magnoliopsida; Lamiales; Pedaliaceae
Source: RefSeq, a predicted model, not a curated record
AUGGCUGUAGAUAGGGAAAAGUAUGUUUUGCUUGCACUUGGUAGUUUUGGGAACAGGCUAUCGGAUUGUGUGCCUUGCACACAAUGCUACAAGCAAAAUGCCCCACUUUUCAACCCCACAAAAACCACAACUUAUAGAACUGUCUCAUGCACAUCCCAACAAUGCCAAUCACUCGGACCAGAUAGUUCAUCCUGCGAUAAAUCAAAUAGUUGUCUCUACCAAGUUAGUUAUGGGGACAGUUCCUACAGCAAUGGUGACUUAGCUGUGGAAACGUUCACUUUUGAUUCUUCCACUUCCAAAGAAAGUGUGGUAUUCCCUAAGAUUGUGUUUGGUUGCGGGCAUAACAACGACGGGACUUUCAACGAGACGGGCUCCGGGAUCGUUGGCCUUGGUGGUGGCGCCGUCUCAAUAGUGAGACAACUAGAGACGACCAUCGGUGGAAAAUUCUCAUACUGCCUCACGACCAUGGAUUCGAAAUCUUCUAGCAAGAUUAGUUUUGGACUUAAUGCUAUCGUGACGGGGCCUAACGUCUCGUCUACCCCUCUAGUACAGAAAUCCCCCGAUACGUUCUAUUAUCUCACAUUAGAGGGUGUUAGUGUUGGGAAUGAGGCUUUGGCAUACAAUUACAUUCCCAACUCCAAUUCCAAGGCAUCAGUCGAAGAAGGCAACAUAAUCAUCGACUCUGGAACAACAUUGACGUUCCUUCCUAGUUCCCUUUAUGAAGGAUUGGAAUCCGCAUUGGAGAAAUCGAUUAGUGGUAGUCGUGUGUCUGAUCCUCAAGGAUUGUUUGGGUUGUGUUAUGAGUUACCUAGCAAUGGAGAAUUCAAUGCCCCACCUAUAAUAGCACAUUUCACAGGAGCGGAUGUUGAAUUGACACAAGAAAGCAUUUUUAUAGAGGUAGAGAAGGGGGUGGUAUGUCUGACUUUUAUGCCCUCACAAGAUCUGGCCAUUUUUGGUAACUUACAUCAGAUGAAUUUUCUGAUUGGAUAUGAUCUUGAAAAUCAGAAGGUGGACUUCUUGCCAACUGAUUGCAGCAAGACCCAAUGA